AUGAUCCAGCUGCAGCUUCCCACCUCACACUCUGCCCAGGGCUUCCUCUCUGUUUGGGCAGAGCAGGACAUGGUGUUCUUCCUGAGCCUUCUCUUCCUACUCCUGCAGCCUGCACAUACAACACGGGUGAAAGUAAAGAAUUGCUUAGGAUAUUUGAGGCCAACUGUCUUCAGAGAUGGAGACCUGGUCCUGGGUGGGUUUUUCCCCCUUUACAACAUGAACCAGGACUCAGAGAUAUCCCGGAUAUCCUUUUUACUCCAACCAAAGACUGACGUGAGAGCCACCAGCUGGCUUUGGAAGAACUACCAAUAUGUGCUGGCUUUCUACUUUGCCAUCCAGGAGGUCAACAAGGACUCUCACUUGCUCCCCAACCUGACCUUGGGUUUCCAGGUCUACAAUGCCUUUUCCAGUGACCAGUUCACCUUGUGGAGCACUCUGCAUUGGCUGUCUGGAAAAAUGGACCCUCUUCCAAAUUACAACUGCCAGACACAGACCAAGUCUCCUGCUGUCAUUGCAGGAACCACAUCAGCAUUCUCAGCUGAGAUUGGAACCAUUCUGGAGCUCUACAAGACCCCACAGGUCACAUAUGGACCUUUUGAUCCCAUGCUAAGUGAUGAAGACCAGUUUCCAUCGCUCUAUCAGAUGGCCCCCAAGGACAGCUCUCUGGCCCAGGGAAUGGUCUCCCUACUGCUGCAUUUUGGCUGGACCUGGGUGGCACUCUUCAUAUCUGAUGAUUUGAAGGGAGAGCAGUUCCUGAGGGAUCUGAAAGCAGAGCUGGUAAAGAACGGUAUCUGUGUGGCCUUAACAGAAAAGCUCCCUGACACUAAGACAAUGUAUGGACCCAGCGACAUCACCUUCAUGAGUAGGAUCAGAGUCUCCUCUGCAAAUGUGCACAUACUCCAUGGUGAAGCAGGGAGCCUCAUCACCGUGGACCUUGCAGCAGAAUUCUUCUUAACCACAGGGAAGGUGUGGAUCAUGGCAGCAAAGUGUGAUAUCGUCAUGUCGGAAAUGAGCCACAUGCUGCACUCUUUCCAUGGAAGCUUCUCAUUCUCACCUCACAAGGGGGAGAUCCCUGGCAUCCAACACUUUCUCAAAACAGUUGACCCUUCCCACUAUCCAGAAGACUUUUACAUCCCCAAAUUGUGGUUGCACCUUUUUCAUUGUUUACCUGCUGGUUCACUAUGUGGAAAAAUUUAUAAUUGUCCUGAAAAUGCAUCCUUCGAGAUUGUGUCAGGAGUAAUUGACAUGUUGACCAUGUCUGACUCCAGCUACUUCAUCUAUAAUGCUGUGUAUGCACUGGCCCAUGUCCUCCAUAACAUGCUUAUUCAGAAAUCUGAAAUGGGAUCUUCAGAAGACACUGAUCAUCCUAGGCUUCUUCCCUGGCAGCUGCAUCUGUUCCUGAAGAAAAUCCAGUUUACAAACAGAGCUGGGGACCACAUCUCCCUAGAUGAGAAGAGCAAGCAGAUGGUCCAGUAUGAUAUCCACAAUGCUGUGAAUUUCCCUGCAGGGCUUGGGCUGCUGGUUAAAGUAGGAGAGUUUGUCUCCAAGAGUCCACUUGAUCAAGGCUUGGUCAUCACUGAAGAGAUGAUAGAAUGGCCCAUUGGAUUCACAGAGACUCCUCGAUCUGUGUGCAGCCAGAGCUGUGGUUCAGGAUUCUGGAACGUCCCCCAGGAAGGAAGGCCUGUCUGCUGCUUUGCUUGUGUGUUUUGCCCAGAGGGACACAUUUCCAACCACACAGGUGCAGGGCAGUGUGUCCUGUGCCCCACACAUGAGUAUCCUAACAGUGAGAGGACUCACUGCCUCCCCAAGAUGGUGACCUUCCUGGCUUAUCAAGAUCCCCUGGGCAUGGCGCUGGCCUGCACGGCUCUCUGCCUCUCUGCACUCACAGUUGCUGUACUUGGGGUCUUCGUGAGGCACCAACACACUCCCAUAGUCAAGGCCAACAACCGGACUCUCAGCUACAUCCUGCUCAUCUCCCUCACCUUCUGUUUCCUCUGCUCCCUGCUCUUCAUUGGCCGUCCCAACACAGCCAUCUGCACCCUGCAGCCAAUAGCAUUUGGCAUGGUGUUCUCUGUCGCUGUUUCCACUGUCUUGGCCAAAACUGUCACUGUGAUUCUGGCCUUCAAGGUCACUGCCCCAGGGAGAAGGAUGAGGCGGUUGCUGGUGUCAGGGGCACCUAACUACAUCAUUCCCAGCUGUUCCCUGAUCCAGCUGACUCUCUGUGGAGUCUGGCUGGGCAUCUCUCCUCCCUUUGUGGACUCAGACACACACUCUGAACAUGGUCACAUUAUCAUCACCUGCAACAAGGGCUCGGUCACUGCCUUCUACUGUGGUCUGGGAUACCUGGGCUCCCUGGCUCUGGGGACUUUCUUGGUGGCCUUCCUGGCCAGGAACCUGCCUGACACCUUCAAUGAAGCCAAGUUCCUGACCUUCAGCAUGCUGGUGUUCUGCAGUGUCUGGCUCACCUUCCUCCCUGUGCACCACAGCACCAAGGGCAAGGUCAUGGUGGCCGUGGAGGUCUUCUCCAUCCUGGCCUCCAGUGCUGGGCUCCUGGGCUGCAUCUUUGCCCCCAAGUGCUAUGUUAUUUUACUGAGGCCAGGUAGGAGCUCCCUACGUGGUUUCAGAGAUAAAACUCUUUGUGGGAGUAAUAAACCUUCUUGA
Sciurus carolinensis (gray squirrel) is the source of this 2661-nucleotide messenger RNA. RefSeq names its product vomeronasal type-2 receptor 116-like. Gene Ontology annotation, molecular function: G protein-coupled receptor activity. Gene Ontology annotation, biological process: G protein-coupled receptor signaling pathway. The record is from RefSeq and is a predicted model, not a curated record. Gene Ontology annotation, cellular component: membrane. NCBI's taxonomy places the organism in Eukaryota, Metazoa, Chordata, Mammalia, Rodentia, Sciuridae.